Molecule: messenger RNA, 2385 nt
Organism: Zeugodacus cucurbitae (melon fly)
Lineage: Eukaryota; Metazoa; Arthropoda; Insecta; Diptera; Tephritidae
Product: sodium-dependent nutrient amino acid transporter 1
Exons: 10
Coding region: 263-2242 (659 amino acids)
Biological process (GO): sodium ion transmembrane transport
Cellular component (GO): membrane
Molecular function (GO): L-amino acid transmembrane transporter activity
Source: RefSeq, a predicted model, not a curated record
AUAAAGGUGGCACUGAAUAAAUCAGUUAGUGAACAACUGUCUAAAUAACAAGACCUGUGUAGAAGUGUCUACCUCAAAGCAAAAUCAAGUGGAGUAAUAAAGAACAGAUUAGUUUUAGUGUGAUUCAUAGCGCGCUUUACAUAUAUUAAAAUAAAAAAAAGGUAAAUGACUGUUGCCCCUGAACUAGAUAUUCAUACAUAAAUGUGGUGCUACCACACUUCUUGCGCUUCCAAUACUACCAAUUAACACGAGGCAAUCAGAUAUGGCCAAUAACGAUGGCUACGUUAACAACGCUUAUGUACCUACAAACUCUACAAAUCACUCAACUACAUCCAUACCGGGAGCGUAUCGUACGAGUGUCACAUUCGAACCGAGCAGAAACGAUUACAAUGGACGAAUUGUAGUGCCAACAACAAAUAACAGUAUUACACCCGCAUCGCAGAAAUCAGAAGAGUUACCCAAACUACCCACUGACACCGCUGUUGUCGAAGAUGACACCAAACGGCGAGAUACUUGGGCCAAUGACAUUGAGUUCCUCAUGUCCUGCAUCGCACUCUCCGUGGGUUUGGGUAAUGUUUGGCGUUUUCCAUUUACCGCGCUCGAAAAUGGUGGCGGUGCCUUCGUCAUACCCUACAUCAUCGUAUUAUUUCUGGUCGGCAAGCCCGUUUACUACAUGGAAAUGUUGUUGGGACAGUUGUCAAGUCGUGGCAGUAUCAAAGUAUUUGAUUUUUCGCCCAUAAUGAGAGGCGUCGGCUAUGGUCAAGUAUUUGCCACCGCUAUUGUAUCCACAUAUUAUGCCACAUUAAUGGCGAUAACACUGCGUUAUUUGAUUGAAUCGUGCUACCCGACACUGCCCUGGAGUUAUUGUCGCGAGGAAUGGGGUGACGCUUGCGUCAAUUCGAAAGUGAAUAAAUCAAAUAUUUUCACAAAUGAGAGCACAGUUAAAACUACCUCAGCGGAAUUCUAUUUUACAAAAGUCAUCUUACGUGAAAAAGACUCCAUUGAUGAUGGUAUUGGAUAUCCAAGUUGGACCUUGGCAUUAACAUUGGCCGUUUCAUGGAUUGUGAUAACCUCUAUACUCAUAAAGGGCAUUAAAAGCUCUGGUAAAGCCUCCUACGUGCUGGCAAUUUUUCCCUACGUGGUGUUGUUUAUACUGCUCAUAAGAUCUUUGACACUGCCCGGUGCCUUUAAUGGGGUGCUCUACUUUUUAAAACCACAAUGGAAUAAGCUGCUGGAUCCGCAGGUGUGGUAUGCCGCCAUUACACAAGUAUUCUUCUCGCUAGCAAUUUGCUUUGGAAACAUCAUAAUGUAUGCAUCCUAUAAUCGUUUCCGACACAAUAUAAAAAGAGAUUGCACGAUAGUGACGACUUUGGACACAUUUACCUCGUUGCUUUCUGGAAUCAUCAUAUUUGGCAUACUCGGCAAUUUGGCGCACGAAUCAAACACCACCGAUAUACAAAAUGUGGUGAAGAGCAACACUGGACUUGCGUUCAUCUCCUAUCCAGACGCUAUAGCCAAAUUUGAAUUUAUACCACAAGUGUUCUCCGUGCUCUUCUUCCUGAUGCUUUUUGUGCUGGGUAUUGGCAGCAAUGUGGGCAUGGCAUCGUGCGUGAUGACUGUGCUGAAGGAUAAAUUCAACAACACGAAAAACUGGAUUAUUGCCGUGUCCAUUGCCAUUGUAUGCUACGCAAUCGGUCUGAUCUACAUUACGCCUGGUGGACAAUAUCUACUGAAUUUUAUGGACUUCUUCGGUGCGUCUUUCAUUGCGCUUGUAUUGGCAAUAUUCGAAUUGAUUGCUGUCGGUUGGAUAUACGGCGUGAAAAACCUUUGUCGAGACGUGUACUUUAUGUUGGGUAUAAAGACUUCUAUAUAUUAUCGCAUAUGCUGGGGUAUUGUUACUCCUGCCUUUAUGGCGGCCGUACUCAUCUACACUUUGGUGAACUACACUCCCUUACAGUAUAAUGGUUACACCUAUCAAACUGGUUUAUAUGUUUUCGGUUGGUGCAUCUCGGCCUUUGGCAUCGGUCAACUGCUCAUUUGGGGUGUGGGCGCUGUUUGGAAUUGUUCCGAUGGCACCCUAUGCGAACGGAUAAAGAAAAGCUUUAAGCCAAAAGCCAACUGGGGUCCAUUAGAUCCAGUUACGCUGAAGGAAUAUCAACUGUUCAAAACCGAAGAGCGCACAAAUGAAAUGUUCAAAAAGACGGGAUUCUGCCAUAAAGUAUACGACAACAUAUUUGGUUGAACGUUAUGUACAUAACAUGCUUGUACAUAUGUAUUUAUAGUUGUAGUCUUGUAUAUAUAGACCGUUAUUAUUGUACAAAAUCUUAGUAUUUAUGUAAUUUUUAUAUUUUGAAGUAAAAUUUGCGACAUUUCGUUUAAACUCGA